AUGUCCUGGAACGAUUACAUCUCCCAUUACCUCCUCUCUGAAGGGAAGUGCUACGCUGGGGCUUUGGGCAACUCAUCUGACUAUAAGAUCUUCGCUGCUCAGGGUGCCACCUCUGAGCAGGAGGGCUGGGCGGCGACGUUCUCUGAAGACUUCAUCACAGAGGUCCUCGUUGACGAGGUUACUGAGCGAACUGAGCAGGUUAUGAUCAACGAAGCGACGACUCUACGAGAGGCGAUGGAGACAGGGACUACCUCUCAUGGUUUGUUCAUUGGACGUCAGAAGUACCGAAUUGUUAAGUAUGAGACUGACUUCGACUGUGCUGGACAGGAAGUUGUUUGUUUAUUCGGUGCUCUUGGAAAGAAGGGUGUUUGCGUAAUUAACACAGGAACAAUGCUCGUGAUGGGCAUGUACGACGAGGAACUCGGCCAGACUGGUGGCAAUUGCAAGAGUGCUUGUGCUGCAUUUGCGGAGUAUCAAGCUCGAGCGGCGUUCGAGGUCAAGAUGGUCUCUUGUUUUCAGGUUCUUGCUUCAGAACAUGUGACGAUUUGA
Perkinsus marinus ATCC 50983 is the source of this 549-nucleotide messenger RNA. RefSeq names its product inflammatory profilin, putative. The transcript has 5 exons. The coding region runs from base 1 to 549 and encodes 182 amino acids. Lineage: Eukaryota; Perkinsozoa; Perkinsida; Perkinsidae. Gene Ontology annotation, molecular function: actin binding. The record is from RefSeq and is a predicted model, not a curated record.